AUGAACCAAACGGCACGCCUCAGUGUGAAUGGGCCCUCAAGGAAGCGGAGAUCUCUCGGGAGGCGCGGCCUCCGCACACAGUUAUCCCGUAACCGAUUGUCUGUUUCUCCGUUACAGAAAGCCAGACUGGGCCCGGCCGGCAACAAGGUCAUCAGCCCGAUAGAGGACCGCAAGCCGUACAACAACAUCGACAACGUGGCGCUGUCGGACUUCGUCUUCCUGACGGUGCUGGGGAAGGGCAGCUUCGGAAAGGUCAUGCUGGCGGAGAGGAAGGGCAGCACGGAACUUUACGCCAUCAAGAUUCUGAAGAAGGACGUGGUGAUCCAGGACGACGACGUAGAAUGUACCAUGGUGGAGAAGAGAGUGCUAGCUCUGCAGGACAAACCCCCCUUCCUGACACAACUGCACUCCUGCUUCCAGACAGUGGACCGGCUGUACUUUGUGAUGGAGUAUGUGAACGGAGGAGACCUCAUGUACCACAUCCAGCAAGUGGGGAAGUUCAAAGAGCCCCAAGCAGNGUUCUACGCGUCGGAGAUAUCGGUGGGCUUGUUCUUUCUGCACAAGAAAGGAAUCGUGUACCGGGACCUGAAGUUAGAUAACGUCAUGUUGGAUGCUGAAGGUCACAUAAAGAUUGCAGAUUUUGGGAUGUGUAAGGAGCACAUGGUGGAGAGCGUGACGACCCGAACGUUCUGCGGGACCCCAGACUACAUCGCCCCCGAGAUCAUCGCUUACCAGCCGUACGGGAAGUCCGUGGACUGGUGGGCCUAUGGGGUCCUGCUGUAUGAGAUGCUGGCCGGGCAGCUGAUGACGAAACACCCGGUGAAGCGGCUGGGCUGCGGGCCGGAGGGUGAGAGGGACAUCCGGGAGCACGCCUUCUUCAGGAGGAUCGACUGGGAGAAGCUGGAGAACCGAGAAAUCCAGCCGCCGUUCAAACCCAAAGUGUGUGGCAAAGGAGCCGAAAACUUUGACAAGUUCUUCACAAGGGGACAACCCGUGCUGACACCCCCCGACCAGCUGGUCAUCGCCAACAUCGAUCAGGCAGACUUCGAAGGCUUCUCCUACAUCAAUCCACAGUUUGUACACCCCAUCCUGCUGAGUCCAGCGUGAACACAGAGACUCUGAAUGGGACCUUCAGGGGGCAUAAAAGGCUUAACCCUACAAUUUUAAGGUCGCAGCUUU
Nanorana parkeri is the source of this 1179-nucleotide messenger RNA. RefSeq names its product protein kinase C alpha type-like. Lineage: Eukaryota; Metazoa; Chordata; Amphibia; Anura; Dicroglossidae. Bases 1 to 1107 code for a protein of 368 amino acids. The record is from RefSeq and is a predicted model, not a curated record. The transcript is spliced from 9 exons. Gene Ontology annotation, molecular function: protein serine/threonine kinase activity; ATP binding. Gene Ontology annotation, biological process: protein phosphorylation.